This is a messenger RNA of Urocitellus parryii (Arctic ground squirrel), 1660 nucleotides long. The record is from RefSeq and is a predicted model, not a curated record. Lineage: Eukaryota; Metazoa; Chordata; Mammalia; Rodentia; Sciuridae.
UUAGAAGUGCUUGCAGAGCAGAGUGCCCAGGGAAGAGCUGGACUCCCUGAAUUGCUUUGCGCAAAAUCCACCCCUCUCCUCUCCCUCCUCUCCAGACUCMGCAUCCCCCACAGCCCUCCCUCCCCGCGCCUGUCGCUGUGGGGUUGGGGACGUGCCUCUGUGUACUACUAAAGUGGGAGGGGGCAGCAAGCGGAAGAUCAUGUCAGAUGCAGCUUCCCCCUUCUGCCUGACGCUCCCCUCUGGUUCCGCCAGAGUUGGUCCCUGUAAGAAAUAGCCGGAGCUGUGGCAGCGGCGAGAGAAAGCGGCUGAGGCGCGUGGAACCCGAAAAGUCCGGGAGCUCCGGGUUACCUCGCGUCCUGGUCCCCGGCAGGCCGUCAGCACCAUGGACAGCAGCGCCGUCCCCGCGAACGCCAGCAACUGCAGUGAUCCCUUCCCGCGAUCCAGUUGCCCCCCAGCUCCGAGCACCAGUUCCUGGGUCAACUUGUCCCACUUUGAUGGCAACCUGUCCGACCCCUGCGGUCCGAACCGCACCGAGCUGGGCGGGAGCGGCGGCCAGUGCCCUCCGUCCGGCAGUCCUUCCAUGAUCACGGCCAUCACCAUCAUGGCCCUCUACUCCAUCGUGUGUGUGGUGGGGCUCUUCGGAAACUUCCUGGUCAUGUACGUGAUCGUCAGAUACACCAAAAUGAAGACUGCCACCAAUAUCUACAUUUUCAACCUUGCUCUGGCAGAUGCCCUGGCGACCAGCACCCUGCCCUUCCAGAGUGUCAAUUACCUAAUGGGAACGUGGCCGUUUGGCACCAUCCUUUGCAAGAUCGUGAUCUCCAUCGAUUACUACAACAUGUUCACCAGCAUAUUCACCCUCUGCACCAUGAGUGUGGAUCGCUACAUCGCAGUCUGCCACCCGGUCAAGGCCCUGGAUUUCCGUACUCCCCGAAAUGCCAAAAUUGUCAACAUCUGCAACUGGAUUCUCUCUUCUGCCAUUGGUCUGCCUGUGAUGUUCAUGGCAACCACAAAAUACAGGCAGGGUUCCAUAGACUGCACCCUGACCUUCUCUCACCCGACCUGGUACUGGGAGAACCUGCUGAAGAUCUGUGUUUUCAUCUUUGCCUUCAUCAUGCCCGUGCUCAUCAUCACCGUGUGCUAUGGGCUGAUGAUCUUGCGCCUCAAGAGUGUCCGCAUGCUCUCGGGCUCCAAAGAAAAGGACCGGAACCUGCGGCGCAUCACCAGGAUGGUGCUGGUGGUGGUGGCAGUGUUCAUCGUCUGCUGGACGCCCAUCCACAUUUACGUCAUCAUCAAGGCCUUGAUCACCAUCCCAGAAACCACAUUCCAGACGGUCUCCUGGCACUUCUGCAUUGCUCUGGGUUACACAAACAGCUGCCUGAACCCAGUCCUUUAUGCAUUUCUGGAUGAAAACUUCAAACGAUGCUUCAGAGAAUUCUGUAUCCCAACCUCUUCCACCAUGGAGCAACAAAACUCCACUCGAAUSCGUCAGAACACUAGAGACCACCCCUCCACGGCCAAUACGGUGGACAGGACUAACCAUCAGAUCAGAGGUCCAAUAUCAAACCUUCCCAGGGUGUCUGUUUUCUGACAACUAUAUACUGUGGCCACGUCCAUUCAGCGAAAAGUGAAGUGGCGAUGUGGCAGUUAUCAAGGUAAU